Arabis nemorensis is the source of this 2220-nucleotide messenger RNA. NCBI's taxonomy places the organism in Eukaryota, Viridiplantae, Streptophyta, Magnoliopsida, Brassicales, Brassicaceae. The record is from the annotation of a GenBank genome assembly.
AUGAAGAGAGGUACUAUUUCUGUAUUCGGAAAUUUCAUUAAGCUCUUUACACUUGGGUCUUUUAGAGAUACUNUCAAAGCUAGUGGACUCAGUUUCUCAACGAUAACUGAUACGAGACCUUUUCCUGAUUAUUCUCCGAAGAAAGCUUCAGUUAGAGACACUGAAUUGGUACACCAAAUCACAAAUGUGAUUAAGCUGCGUCGUGCUGAGCCUCUGAGACGGAGUUUGAAGCUUUAUGAAUGCAAGUUCAAGACUGAUCACUUGAUUUGGGUUCUGAUGAAGAUUAAGUCUGAUUACAGGUUAGUUCUUGAUUUCUUUGAUUGGGCUCGCUCUCGCAGAGACUCCAACCUUGAAUCCCUUUGCAUUGUCAUUCAUUUGGCUGUUGCAUCGAAGGAUUUAAAAGUGGCUCAUUCUCUCAUAAGCAGUUUUUGGGAGAGGCCAAAGUUGAAUGUUAACGAUUCCUUUGUACAGUUUUUUGAUCUUUUAGUAUACACUUACAAGGACUGGGGUUCGGAUCCUCGUGUAUUCGAUGUUUUCUUCCAAGUCCUCGUUGAGUUUGGAUUGCUCCGUGAAGCGAGAAAAGUCUUUGAGAAGAUGUUGAAUCACGGAUUGGUUCUAUCUGUUGAUUCCUGCAACUUAUACCUUGACCGAAUUUCGAAAGACUGCAAUCAAUCGGCAACAGCAAUCGUUGUAUUCAGGGAAUUUCCUGAAGUCGGUGUUUGUUGGAAUGUUGCUUCUUAUAACAUCGUUAUUCAUUGUAUUUGUCAACUUGGGAGAAUAAAUGAAGCCCACCAUCUACUUCUGCUUAUGGAGUUGAAGGGCUUUGUCCCGGAUGUGAUCAGUUACAGUACAGUGAUAAAUGGAUACUGUAGAUUUGGGGAACUUGAUAAGAUUUGGAAGCUCAUUGAAGAAAUGAAACAGAAGGGGUUGAAUCCAAAUUCUUAUACCUAUGGUAGCAUAAUUCUCUUGCUCUGCAGGACUUGUAAGCUAGCCGAAGCAGAGGAGGCUUUUCGAGAGAUGAUAGGGCAGGGCAUAGUUCCCGACACUGUGGUAUACACUACUCUUAUUGAUGGUUUCUGCAAACGAGGGUAUAUUCGGGCUGCAUCGAAGUUUUUUUAUGAGAUGCACUCUCUGGGUAUUACACCAGAUGUUUUGACAUAUACUGCGAUUAUAUCAGGGUUUUGUCAGAUUGGUGACAUGGUGGAGGCUGGUAAACUAUUCCAUGAAAUGCGUUCGAGGGGUUUAGAACCGGAUAGCAUUACCUUUACUGAACUUAUAAAUGGAUACUGCAAAGCAGGGCAGAUAAGGGAUGCGUUUAGCGUCCACAAUCACAUGAUUCAUGCUGGUUGCUCCCCGAAUGUUGUCACAUAUACCACGUUAAUUGAUGGGCUCUGUAAAGAAGGGGAUUUAGAGUCGGCGAACGAUCUUCUCCAUGAAAUGUGGAAAAUAGGUCUGCAACCAAAUAUUUUUACUUAUAACUGCAUUGUCAAUGGUCUAUGUAAGUCGGGAAAUAUCGAGGAAGCGAUUAAACUUGUUGGAGACUUUGAAGCUGCUGGAGUUAAUGCAGACACUGUCACUUAUACAACUUUAAUGGAUGCCUACUGUAAAGCAGGGGAGAUGGAUAAGGCUCAAGAGAUUCUGAAGGAGAUGCUCGGGAAAGGGCUUCAACCGACUGUUGUCACAUUCAACGUCCUAAUGAAUGGCUUUUGUUUGAAUGGGAUGUUGGAAGACGGUGAGAAGCUUCUUAAUUGGAUGUUGGCAAAAGGUAUAGCGCCUAAUGCAACCACAUAUAAUUCUCUCGUGAAGCAGUAUUGCAUCAGAGAUAAUCUGAAGGCAGCAACUGCGAUUUAUAGGGACAUGUGUUCUCGGGAAGUAGGACCUGAUGGUAAGACGUAUGAGAAUCUAAUUAGAGGCCAUUGCAAGGCUAGGAACAUGAAGGAAGCAUGGUUUUUGUUCCGAGAAAUGAACGAGAAAGGAUUUAGUGUCUCCGCCAACACCUAUAGCGCUCUUAUCAAAGGAUUCUUCAAGAGGAAGAAAUUCGUGGAGGCGAGAGAAGUUUUCGAUCAAAUGAGAAGAGAAGGAUUAGCCGCCGAUAAAGAAAUCUUCGACUUUUUCAGUGAUACAAAAUACAAGGGUAGGAAGGUAGAUACAAUUGUAGAUCCUGUUGAUGAAAUAAUAGAGAACUAUCUUGUAGAUGAGAAUCUAAGGGAAGCCAAUUAG